Saimiri boliviensis boliviensis (Bolivian squirrel monkey) is the source of this 893-nucleotide messenger RNA. It is a transcript of the gene GZMA, whose product is annotated as granzyme A. Gene Ontology annotation, biological process: proteolysis; positive regulation of apoptotic process; negative regulation of oxidoreductase activity. NCBI's taxonomy places the organism in Eukaryota, Metazoa, Chordata, Mammalia, Primates, Cebidae. Gene Ontology annotation, molecular function: serine-type endopeptidase activity. The record is from RefSeq and is a predicted model, not a curated record.
AGAUUUUCAGGUCGAUUGAUGUGGGACAGCAGCCACAAUGAGGAACUCCUACAGAUUUCUGGCAUCCUGUCUCUCAGUUUUUGUUUUUCUCCUGCUAAUUCCUGGAGAUGUCUGUGAAAAAAUUACUGGAGGAAAGGAAGUCACUCCUCAUUCAAGACCCUACAUGGUCCUACUUCAGCUGAACAAAAACAACAUCUGUUGUGGGGCUUUGAUUGAAAAAGACUGGGUGUUGACUGCAGCUCACUGUAACUUGAGCAAAAGGUCCCAAGUCAUUCUUGGGGCUCACUCAAUAGCCAAGAAAGAGCCAGAAAAACAGAUAAUGUUUGUUAAGAAAGCAGUUUCCUAUCCAUGCUAUGAUUCAACCACACACAAAGGUGAUCUUCAACUAGUACAGCUGAUGAAAAAAGCAACAAUUAACAAAUAUGUGACUACCCUUCAUCUACCUAAAAAGGGGGAUGACGUGAAACCAGGAACCAUGUGCCAAGUUGCAGGGUGGGGGAAGAUUAACAGUAUGUCUUCUCGGUCCGAUACUCUGAGAGAAGUCAAUAUCACCAUCAUUGACAGAAAAAUCUGCAAUGAUCCAAAGCACUAUAAUUCUAAACCUGUAAUUGGAAAAAAUAUGGUUUGUGCCGGAAGCCACCGAGGUGGGAAAGACACGUGCCGUGGAGAUUCUGGGAGCCCUUUGCUGUGCGGGGGUGUUUUCCGAGGUGUCACUUCCUUUGGCCCUACGAAAUGCGGAGACCCUCGAAGGCCUGGUGUCUAUAUCCUUCUCUCACAGAAAUAUCUCAACUGGAUAACUAGGACUGUCAAGGGGGCAGUUUAAAUGACUGUUUCAUUUCACUUACUGUGGCUUCUUAAUCUUUUCACAAAUAAAAUCAAUUUGCAUGACCGUA